Brassica napus (rape) is the source of this 1579-nucleotide messenger RNA. RefSeq names its product OVARIAN TUMOR DOMAIN-containing deubiquitinating enzyme 9. Gene Ontology annotation, molecular function: cysteine-type deubiquitinase activity. Gene Ontology annotation, biological process: protein deubiquitination. The record is from RefSeq and is a predicted model, not a curated record. Bases 206 to 1405 code for a protein of 399 amino acids. The transcript has 8 exons. Lineage: Eukaryota; Viridiplantae; Streptophyta; Magnoliopsida; Brassicales; Brassicaceae.
UUUUUUUUUUUCCAAAGUCGUCACCUUUGUUCAUUUCUUCGAUUCUUUUAUCGGUUUUCGUUAGAGAUUAUUGUUGAAUUUUGGUUCUUGGUUGUUGAACAAUCUAUUACUUUUGAUGAUUUUCACUCCAAAGUCGGUUCCUUUUUCUCCCCCCUCAAGUUAGUUAGAUCAUGCAUCAUCGUGUCCUAUCUUCAUUUCUGGUUUAAUGCUCACGCCUUCCCUCUUUUUGCAGGAACCUCGAUUCUACACGCAAGAGUCUCUCCUUUGGUUGUUUGUGUGUUUUAUAAAGGUUGAUACUUUUUAUAUAUUAAUGGGGUCUAAUGAGCCUGAUCCAGAUGCUCUUCGUUGGGGUCUCCUCGAUCUCCAAGUUUGCACGCUCACAAACGCUGGCUCUUGCGGCAGCGUGACGCGUUACGAGGCGGAACCUGUCGCUCAAGGCUACGUUAGAGAAGGCUACAACCAGCCUCUCACUGGUAAUUAUGCAGACAAUGAUGCGGUUAUAGCUCAGUUUUACCAGGACGAGUUGUCUAGAGUUGAACGAGCUGAAGAAGAGUCUCAUCUGAGGCGUAGUGAUAAUCCUAGUCGGAUCUCUGUUGCUUCACAAGAGUGGCCUCAUCACCCUCUUCAAGGGGAAGCUGUUGAUAUUAGUGACAUGGAGGAUAAGAAUGUUGCAAGGACGGCUCGUGAUGAUGAUGAUGAUGACUCGGAUUGUUCUGUGGAGAUAGAGGAAGAGUCUUGGUCUUUGGAUUCUGAGGUUGGGAAGCGAAUGAACCAAAUGAUACCUAUUGCUCAUGUGCCGAAAAUCAAUGGGGAGUUACCGUCAGAGGAUGAGCAGGUUUCUGAUCAUGAACGGCUUUUUCAGAGAUUACAGCUUUAUGGCUUAGUGGAGAACAAGAUAGAAGGAGAUGGGAACUGCCAGUUUCGAUCACUGUCAGAUCAGCUAUACCGCUCUUCAGAGCAUCAUAAUUUUGUCAGGGAACAAGUUGUCAAUCAGCUUGCGUAUAACAGAGAGAUGUAUGAAGGUUAUGUUCCAAUGGCUUACACCGACUAUCUUAAAACAAUGAAACGGUUUGAAACUCUCGUCUUUUUUUUUUUUAUAUCAUCUUUUUCCACUGAUGUGUAUUGUGUUAGCUUAUUUAUUACCAUUAAUUAUUGGCAACAUAGGAAUGGAGAAUGGGGUGAUCACGUUACGCUUCAGGCUGCUGCGGAUUGGUAUGGUGUUAGGAUGUUUGUGAUAACUUCAUUCAAGGAUACAUGUUACAUUGAGAUCUUGCCUCAUUUGCAGAAGUCUAAUCGCCUUAUAUGUCUAAGCUUCUGGGCUGAGGUUCAUUACAAUUCAAUCUAUCCUGAAGGAGAGCUGCCGGUACCAGAGGGAAAGAAGAAGAAGAAAUAUUGGGUUUUCUGAGCUCUGUUUCUUCUCUGAUGGGAAGCACAAAGUAGAUGAAGUCUGAAUAAUAUUUAACAUGUUUAUUCUUGUUACUAACUAGUUCUAGAGAACAAUAUGCUCUUGUACAUUACUUGAACAUAAUCCCGUUGAGGCAUUAACCUUAGACUUAUAGCAUUCUCAUUUGUUUUUGUU